AGCCUAUAAAAACCUCUCUUCACCUCCUUGUCAAAGCCCUCGUUGCUUGUAAUUGAAUUAUCUCAUUCAUUUCAUCGCUCUCUGUAUUGCGAAUUUCACUUCAUUUGCUUUCUCUUCUUGUUUCUUCAGCCAUGGAUUCUGCCUUCAACUGCGUCAUGUUUGAUUUGGAUGACACUUUGUACUCUUCAAAAGUUGGAAUAGCUGAAGGUGUCAAGAAAAACAUUGAAGAAUUUCUCGUUGAGAAAUGCGGGUUCCCAGAAAGUAAAGCGUCGACUCUCAGAGUUGAACUUUUCAAAACUUACGGCAGCACUCUAGCCGGUUUGCGAGUAUUAGGCUAUGAUAUUGAUGCUGAUGAUUAUCACAGUUUCGUGCACGGAAGAUUGCCGUAUGAUUUGAUUAAACCUGAUAUUCAACUACGCAACAUCUUACGUAGCAUCCCCCUAAGAAAGAUCAUUUUCACGAACUCGGACAGGAACCACGCAAUGAAAUGCCUGAAGAGGUUAGCAUUAGAAGACUGUUUCGAUCAAAUAAUCUGCUUCGAGACGAUGAAUCCAAAUCUCUCGAAAGCAACUCGUCCUGAUGAAUUCCCUGUCGUUUUGAAGCCAUCAAUGGACGCCAUGAAAAUUGCUCUGGAUGUUGCUCGUCUUGAUCCUCGCCGUACACUGUUUCUCGACGACAAUGUUAAAAAUAUCGCUGCUGGCAAAGCUCUGGGGCUAUGCACCGUUUUGGUUGGAAAGACAGUGAAGAUCAAAGAAUCAGAUUAUGUAAUAGAGAACGUCAACAACCUACCUCAAGUCAUUCCAGAAAUAUGGAUCAGUCAAUCGGACGGUGUUGAUGGAAGGAUCGGCCGUACCAGGAGUGAACUAGAAUCGAUUCUCAACACGACAACUGUUGGAGCAUGAUGAUCAGUUGGUUUCAAAUAGGGCCCCACGGUGUACAUAUGUGCAUAAGUGUAUGAAUAUGAAUUGUAAUAAAGUAUAGUGCUUUUAACUGUGAAUAAUUUUCAUCAAA
Molecule: messenger RNA, 1011 nt
Organism: Pistacia vera
Lineage: Eukaryota; Viridiplantae; Streptophyta; Magnoliopsida; Sapindales; Anacardiaceae
Product: suppressor of disruption of TFIIS-like
Exons: 8
Coding region: 132-902 (256 amino acids)
Source: RefSeq, a predicted model, not a curated record